AGGGUUGCCGGAGGUGUGAGUAGCGGUGCAAAUACAUUAAUGAAAAGUCAUGGAAGACAAGGCAGAGAUACAAGAAGCAAUUCAAAUCCAAGGUGAAGUCGUUCGGAAGUUAAAGUCCGAGAAGGCGAGCAAAGAGCAGUGCUAGGGUUGCUUACCACUUUUCUCCUGUUCUUCCUGUUGGACCCUGGAUGACCUCGGCCUGCAUUACCCUUCAUCCCCAUCAUCCACCUCACCGUCUGGUGAAUCCAUCCCUCCUGGACAUCAUUGAUCAACUCACUUCCUGGAUCUACUUCUACUGACCAUUGUGAUUGGCUCCUGUGGCUGUCCCUGUACAAUACCACAACUUUUUCCUGUCCAAUUUCUGGACUUAUUUUUUUCUAUGCAUGCUGUGGGAUGAACGUGCUGGCCAUGUUUUGUGUUCGUGCUUGCUCUGGUCUGGUGGGCUUUCGGACUGCGACACGUGUCCGAUCUCUGCAUUCUUUCCCUGGGAUCACUGUGGAUCAGAUUGAUGAAGAGGUAUCCAAACUGCUGCAGCUGAAGGCUCGGAUAGGAGGAGAUGAUGGCAAACACCAGUUUGUUCUCAAGACUGCAAAGGGAACGAGGGACUACAACCCCAAGCAGAUGGCCAUCAGAGAGAAAGUGUUCAACACCAUCACCGGCUGCUUCAAACGCCACGGAGCAGAAACCAUCGACACGCCUGUUUUUGAACUAAAGGAAACAUUGACUGGGAAGUAUGGAGAAGACUCCAAGCUCAUCUACGACCUGAAGGACCAAGGAGGAGAGCUGCUGUCCCUCAGAUAUGACCUCACUGUGCCCUUUGCCCGCUACCUGGCGAUGAACAAGAUAACCAACAUCAAGCGGUACCACAUCGCUAAAGUCUACCGCCGCGAUAACCCCGCUAUGACCAGAGGACGCUACCGAGAGUUCUACCAAUGUGAUUUUGACAUAGCGGGGCAGUACGACGGCAUGAUUCCAGAUGCUGAAUGUCUGAAGAUCGUCCAUGAAAUCCUCAGUGAGCUAGACCUCGGAGACUUCCGUAUCAAGGUCAACGACAGACGCAUCCUCGAUGGGAUGUUUGCUGUGUGUGGAGUUCCAGAUGACAAGUUCCGCACCAUCUGUUCAACAGUGGAUAAACUGGACAAGAUGCCCUGGGAGGACGUGAGGAAGGAGAUGGUGACUGAGAAGGGCUUGUCAGAGGAGGCUGCUGACCGGAUUGGAGAGUACGUCAGUUUGCAGGGUGGAAUGGAGUUAGCGGAGCGCCUACUUCAGGAUCAGAGGAUGUCCCAGAGUAAGCAGGCCUGUGCUGGCCUGUCUGACAUAAAGCUGCUCUUCAGCUACCUGCAGCUCUUCCAGGUCACAGAUAAGGUGGUGUUUGACCUCAGUCUGGCCCGGGGUCUGGAUUAUUACACAGGAAUCAUUUAUGAGGCGGUACUGACUCAGGCAGGUGUGGCUCUGGGCUCCACUGAAGCCCAGAAUGGGUCAGGUGCAGAGGAGAGUGUGAGCGUGGGCAGCGUGGCUGGCGGCGGUCGAUACGACGGCCUAGUGGGCAUGUUUGACCCCAAGGGCAGGAAAGUGCCGUGUGUGGGCGUCAGCAUCGGCAUCGAGAGAAUCUUCUCAAUCAUGGAGCAAAAGGCUGAGGCCUCAGCACAGAAGGUCCGUACCACAGAGGUACAGGUCAUGGUGGCGUCUGCUCAGAAGAACCUGCUGGAGGAGAGACUCAAACUCCUCACUGAGCUCUGGAAUGCUGGCAUUAAGGCGGAGGUAAUGUACAAGAAGAACCCCAAACUGCUGAGUCAGCUGCAGCACUGUGAGGACUCUGGGAUCCCCCUGGUGGCCAUACUGGGGGAACAGGAGCUGAAGGAUGGAGUGGUGAAACUCCGUGUCGUGGCCACCAGAGAGGAGGUUGAUAUGUCUAGAGCAGAUCUGAUGGAUGAGAUCAGGAGGAGGACCUCUGAGGCCUAGACUUUAACCCCUAACUCCACCCACACCACUUCCAAACAGACCCUCUGCAUAAUCUCUUCUACAGACUCCUUGUGCAACAUGAGCACUCUCGCAAUGACACAAACUGGCAGUGUGUUAACAUAAUGUGCUUCUUAAAGGGAACCCUGUCAUUAGAAAACAACAUCUAGGCAUGUACUUCAGUGUCAUCACUGUAUAACACUGUUGCUCUGAGCAACAGAUCAUUGAUGUUGUUAUUCUCCAUGAAGUUGCUGCAGAGCAGUUUGGUCGUAAUCAAAUGAAUUGGCUAAAUCUAUUUUUAGAGCGGCAAUCCUUCACAAAUGCUUUGUGUUGUAGACGUUUACUCCCUGCCUGAACCAUCACAUGCUGCAGUUCAUCUCAACCCCUAACAAACAAGGUUCAUCUGUACUUGUAUAGAUGGCUGUAAGUGUCUGAAAUAAACACAUUCAUCAUUCUGCUCAAUACUAAAAAAGCAGCUGCUGUGAUGAUUGACAUGCUUAGUUUACAGUGUGAUGUUGGCCAAUUCCAAAUGUGUUUAACUUACUUUACCUUUUUUAUUAGUAUGAAGCCAUGUAGAGUGCUGUAGUUUUAUUUAUUGGUUUGGCUUUAUUUUAUUGCAGGCAUUGAUGUGUUAAAUAGGGCUGUCAAGCGAUUAAAAUAAAUAAAUAAAAUAAUUAAUGUAUCUAAUUAA
Molecule: messenger RNA, 2650 nt
Organism: Cottoperca gobio
Lineage: Eukaryota; Metazoa; Chordata; Actinopteri; Perciformes; Bovichtidae
Gene: hars
Product: histidyl-tRNA synthetase
Exons: 14
Coding region: 394-1962 (522 amino acids)
Biological process (GO): histidyl-tRNA aminoacylation; mitochondrial translation
Cellular component (GO): cytosol; mitochondrion; cytoplasm
Molecular function (GO): ATP binding; histidine-tRNA ligase activity; RNA binding
Source: RefSeq, a predicted model, not a curated record